Messenger RNA from Blumeria graminis f. sp. triticale, 1854 nucleotides. The record is from the annotation of a GenBank genome assembly. Lineage: Eukaryota; Fungi; Ascomycota; Leotiomycetes; Helotiales; Erysiphaceae.
AUGAACCAGACCGCGAAUGACUUUGAAACUACAACUCAACCUGGAGACAAUGUUUUAUUUUUGACUCAAAGAGAUCUCAGCCUUACUGUUCCUAUCAACUUUGUCACAAACCCAAGCGUAUCUCUCACGGCCGCCUGCUUUUCCCAACUUAAUUAUGGUGAUGAUGAAGACUUUAAUACCUGUUUUCGCAACCUUAUGGAUAUGGGAUUCAGGAGGAUACAAAUCGAUCUCUACUGGGAAGAAGACACAGGAAUUUUUUCAUUCUGUCCAGUAAAAAUUUCGAACAUUUCGACAUCUCUUGUUCCGACGCCAAUUCCACCAGAUAUCCUUGGGACUACUACUGCAAAGCUAAGCUCUUCUCCAACUGCUUCGACUGUAGUUUUAGACGCACCAGCAGAUAAUUCAAUCUUUCUAUCUACUUCAAAAUCUCCCACACUGCCCACUACUUACAAGGCCAAUACUUCUGUUAUAAAUAUCGGAACUUACGUGUGCUCAAGCUCUUUGAAUCUAAAGUUAUUUGUAAUCAAGCUGUUGAAUUAUUUAAAGGACAGCGAUAGUGUGCUUGAGGCGCGGAUCUUGUACAUCAUUCUUAACCUGCAUGCUGCUGCUUCCGUAAAUGAAACGGGUUUACUUGAAACAAAUCCAAAUACAUUACCUAGCCCUCAAAAUCUUGUGGGUCAGGCUUUCUCUGCCAAUCUGUCUGAGUAUUUCUACACGCCCAACGACCUACAGUCUGAUCGUGUAAAUCUCAACGAAUCUUGGUACAAGGUUAAUCCGCGUUAUUUAACUACUCACGACUAUUACACUGAAACGAUUGAUAAAGAUGGAAUUGCUUCGUCAAUCGAUGGCUGGCCUGCUGAAAGCUAUAUUGAGUUUGUAUUACAUAAACGUCUCCUGCUAGGAUGGGGAUCAAUCGAUCCUCAAAUGUCUGCAUACAACUUAAGUGGAGAUUCUGACAUUAUAUUCCCGUCAGGCUAUCUCAGUAACGAAAUUCUGGAAACAGAUGUGGAGCAGCUGAAUCAAGGGUGUCUAUGGCCGAGCGAUAGACCGGAAAUCAAUCCCAGUAAUUUAUCCUGGGCGAUCAUGACAACACCGUCAAAUGAAGAACACCCUCCAUUUAAUCAAGAAAAUAUUUUACCUCUCCUAAGCUAUGCUUCUAAUCUGAGCACGUGUGGGGUAUCUCCUUUCUUAAACGUCACUCUUUUGAACACAACGGCCAACAACCAAACGCCUUAUGGUGCAUACGCAAAUAGCACUAUCUGGUCAUGGGCACCUAAAGAGCCACGAAAAUACGAAAGGCUGCCUGAUACAAACUCUACCAGAAAAGGACCCACCUAUCGUUGUGCUACUUCUCAACUCCAUCUAUCUGGUCGUUGGGCUGUAUCAGAUUGCCUGCAGUACAACUUUGGUGCCUGUCGUGCCUAUGGUCAACCAUAUAACUGGACUUUCACAUCGCGGCCCACAAAAUUUGCUCUUGCUGCUAAUUCCUGCCCUAAUGGUUACACUUUCGCAGCCCCCCGUACAGCUUUGGAAAAUUCCUACUUGACGCAAACGAUGCGUCGGAUCGAAGGAAAUCAAAAUGGAAAUGCUAAAUGCUGGGUUGCACUUGAUAGUAUGGAUGUGGAGGGUUGUUGGGUGGUAGGGGGCAAGAACAAUACUUGUCUCUACAAUGAUUCAAUUGCCCUUGAAACAUAUCGCAAACGUACCAUCCUUAUCCCAACUAUUGCUGCCAUACUAGUGUUAGUCGUAACUGCUAUCACAAUUAUUGCAAAGGCCGCCGAUAAUCGAAGGAAAGGUCGAAGGCAGAAUCGAAAAAUAAAUAUAGCUGAUAUAGGCGAGGGCGUUCCUGGAUGA